Molecule: messenger RNA, 420 nt
Organism: Acanthoscelides obtectus
Lineage: Eukaryota; Metazoa; Arthropoda; Insecta; Coleoptera; Chrysomelidae
Source: the annotation of a GenBank genome assembly
AUGGCGACAGGGAUUGCGUGGACGGCUCCGACGAACCCUCCGACUGCUACAAAACCUGCACUCCCGCUGAAUUCCAAUGUAAAAACGGCAACUGCAUCCUUGACCUAUUCAAGUGCGACGGCAAAGACGACUGCGGCGAUGGCAGCGAUGAGAAUCAGUGCAAGAAAGAGGCGGAUCAGUGCACGGGCAAAGGGAAGUUCGCAUGCGAGAAUGGAGUUUGCAUCAACGAGACGCUGCUGUGCAAUGGGGAGAACGAUUGCGGGGACUUUUCUGAUGAGAAAACAUGUCGCAUCGAUGAGUGCUCAGCCAUACCAUCCCCAUGCGCUCAAAUAUGCGUCGACAAGCCGGUCGGGUACGAAUGUAAGUGCAAGGAGGGAUACCAGAGGAACCCGAAGGAUCCACAUCAGUGCGACGAUGUGA